GUGGAGUAUUGUUCGCUAUUAGGAUGAGUUAGACCCGGGUUCGAAAGCGAUUCAAGCUGGCGGGACCGUGCCGUUGUCGUUCCUGGUGCAGAUCCGUGACCACCCAUCCCGAGAUGGUGCUGGGUUGACCCAAGUCAAAAUGUCAAAGUCACGAACAGUCCCGCGUCUCCACCCACUGUUACACUAGUCAGGAUGUCACUGGAAUCUUCUUGGACACCCACAUUCCCCUCCGAUUUGGACAGUAAUCCUGACUUCUCCCCUCCCCCAAUGUCUUACAUCACUUCCCAAGAGAUGAAGUGUGUUCUUCACUGGUUCACCAGCUGGUCGGGUCCCCAGCGGGAACGUUUCCUACAGGACUUGGUAGCAAAGGCAGUGCCUGGGAAGAUACAGCUACUGCUGGAAAGUCUAGAGCAACUUUGUGUGUCUGGAACAAACCGGCCUCCCUGUAUCUUUGAAUGUCAGCUACGUCUCUGGGAUCAGUGGUUUCGAGGCUGGGCUGAGGAGGAACGCAAUGAAUUCAUUAGGCAGCUGGAGGCCAGUGAACCAGACUUCGUGGCCAAGUUUUACCAGGCAGUUGCCGCUACAGCUGGUAAGGACUGAUGGACAUUAAAAUAAAAAUGACCAUAGUUGAUAGAACUGAGAAAACAGCUUUGUAAUAGGAACUUGAAAUGUGUCAUGUAAAAACAUGGAGAUCAUUUCCAGUCCACUGACUGAACUUGCUGACCUGUCUGGUUAUUUCAGUAUUAAUAGGCUUAUCCACAAGACUCCUAGUGUAAAUGUUUUCCACCAAAGCAAAUCAUAUAAGCAGUCUGCCUUCUAACUAGCUGCUUUUCAGAAGCUAUCAACUCAAGAAUUAAGGGCUGCUGUUGUAACUAUAACCGAAAGGAACCUACAUGUUAUAACUCAAGCCUGCUGUUUCCCAGGGAACAUAGUCUAUCCACUCAGGAAGUAGGGGUGGAGGGCAAUAAAAGGCCUUCCAGUAUGGUUACUUGGAGCUGAGGCAUUGUGUUGAGGGUGGAAAGGACUCACUGCUGCCAGUAAUGUUUGGGGACCAUAAGGCAGGGGACUGAACCCAAAGCAUACUUUCAGUAAAAAGUCAUGUUUCUUUUGGUUUCAGUGGAUUCAGACACUUGGUUUUGUUACUGCCCAGAUUGUAGCAUAAUUAAUGUAACACCCCAGUUACUAGUUUUCCUAUUAAAGAGAAAGUUGAGGGGUCAGAGCGUUUUGCCUUGCACGUGGCCGACCCAGGACAGACCUUGGUUCAAUUUCUGGCAUCCUGUAUGGUCCCCUGAGCCUGCCAGGAGUGAUUUCUGAGUGCAAAGCCAGUAAUGACUCCUAAGUGCUGCCGGGUGUGUGCCAAAAAGCAAACAAACAAACAAACAAACAAAAGAUAGUUGAAUUAUGGAGAAUCAAGAAAGGUAGCAACUCUACUACUUCCUCCUCCUUGUGCUUGAAUAGCAGCAAUUUCUCCCACUCCUAAGGCUUAAAGCCUGGUGGCCCUUCCUUGGAACUGGUAGUAAUUGUGUUCCUGUUCUGUAUAUUUGCUUUACAAUGGCAAGAAAACUAGCAAUUCGAUAUAGGUUGAAGAUUUAUUAUUUUUUUAGAUGUUUAUGUUAAAAAAAUA
Messenger RNA from Suncus etruscus (white-toothed pygmy shrew), 1624 nucleotides. It is a transcript of the gene C2H14orf119, whose product is annotated as chromosome 2 C14orf119 homolog. The coding region runs from base 193 to 600 and encodes 135 amino acids. The transcript has 2 exons. The record is from RefSeq and is a predicted model, not a curated record. Lineage: Eukaryota; Metazoa; Chordata; Mammalia; Eulipotyphla; Soricidae.